AUGAGAAGGUGGGCCGGGUGGGGCGAACCAUCUGCCGAGAGGGGCGGCGGGCCGGCAGCUGCAGUGCAGGGGCGGACGCGGCCACCUCCCCCGCGGGGGGAGGCAGGACGGCCCGAGAUAAAUGGCUCAUUUAAACUGGGAGCUACUGAAAUACCCUCUGGCUGGCAAAUGCAGUGCCUAGCAGCAGUCGUCAAGGACGAACCAAACAUGAGUGGUGGAGGGGAACAGGUCGACAUUCUCCCAACCAACUACGUGGUCAAAGAUCGCUGGAAAGUGCUGAAGAAGAUAGGUGGAGGUGGCUUUGGGGAGAUCUAUGAGGCGAUGGAUUUGCUGACCCGUGAGAAUGUGGCCUUGAAGGUGGAAUCAGCUCAGCAGCCCAAGCAAGUUCUCAAGAUGGAAGUGGCUGUCCUGAAAAAGCUGCAAGGGAAGGAUCAUGUUUGCAGAUUUAUUGGCUGUGGAAGAAAUGAAAAGUUUAAUUAUGUGGUCAUGCAGCUUCAGGGUCGAAAUCUUGCAGAUCUCAGAAGGAGUCAGCCUCGAGGGACUUUCACACUGAGCACAACACUGCGAUUGGGCAAACAGAUUCUGGAAUCAAUAGAAGCCAUUCACUCUGUGGGAUUCCUGCAUCGUGACAUCAAGCCUUCCAACUUUGCCAUGGGCCGCUUACCUUCAACAUACAGGAAGUGCUACAUGUUAGACUUUGGUCUGGCCCGUCAGUACACCAACACUACUGGGGAAGUCCGACCACCUCGCAACGUUGCUGGAUUCCGAGGAACCGUCCGCUAUGCCUCUGUGAAUGCACACAAAAACAGGGAGAUGGGUAGACAUGAUGAUCUGUGGUCCCUCUUUUACAUGUUGGUGGAGUUUGCCGUUGGUCAGCUUCCGUGGAGAAAGAUCAAAGAUAAGGAGCAGGUUGGCAUGAUAAAAGAAAAGUAUGAACACCGAAUGCUGCUAAAACACAUGCCUUCAGAGUUCCACCUUUUCCUGGAUCACAUUGCAAGCCUAGACUACUUCACCAAGCCAGACUAUCAGCUAAUCAUGUCAGUUUUUGAGAACAGCAUGAAAGAAAGGGGCAUCACUGAAAAUGAAGCCUUUGACUGGGAGAAGGCUGGUACAGAUAUCUUGCUGUCCACUAGCACCUCAACUCCACCACAGCAGAACACCAGGCAAACAGCAGCCAUGUUUGGGGUGGUUAAUGUCACUCCGGUACCCGGGGACCUGCUCCGUGAGAACACUGAGGAUGUCCUACAGGGUGAACAUUUGAGUGAUCAAGAGAAUGCUCCACCCAUCCUCUCAGGUCGGCCAGUGGAAGGUCUUGGUCAGGCUCCAAACACAGCUUUCAAUGAGGGUGAAGUUUGGGAAGAGACAGAUGUGAAUCGCAACAAACUCAGGAUCAGCAUCAGCAAAACUCAGUGCAUAGUGGAAGAAGAGCAGAGAAAUGGGGUGUGCCCCAGUUCCCCUGUCCGAGUGCCUCCAGAGUCCCCAACUGCACAAGUGCGCUCCCUCCACUACCGCCGCAUCAACAGCCCCGAGUCAGAGCGGCUCUCCACGGCUGAUGGAAAAGUAGAUCCUCAUGAAAGAAGGUCUCGAAUGGAUAUCCCUGGCUCUCCAUCACGGCUCGUGUGCUCCUCGCAGCCAGCCCAGAUGCUGUCUAUCGAUACUGGCCAGGCUGACCGGCAGGCAAGCGGCAGAAUGGAUGUGUCCGCCUCCGUGGAGCAUGAAGCCCUCAGCAACGCUUUCCGCUCGGUGCCACUCGCAGAAGAGGAGGACUUUGACAGCAAGGAGUGGGUUAUCAUUGAUAAGGAGACAGAGCUGAAGGACUUCCACCCUGGUGCUGAGCCAAGCACCUCUGGAACCACGGAUGAGGAGCCUGAGGAACUAAGGCCUAUUGAAGAUGGAGAAGAGAGAAGGCGCCUGGGGGCAGAUGCUGCAGUGAGGCCGAAGACUCAUGAUGGGCGAAGCCGGGGUAUGCUGCCUGUGACUGAGGAGGACAGUUCCCAUAGACAUGAAGGACCUUCUCAAACAGUGUCUGACAGUAGACAUGAACAGCCGACAGGAAGUCCAGCCCACUCCCCCUUACAUUCAGCACCAGCUCUCCGACAAAGGAGACGAGAAUCUGAACCUACUGGUCCUCAGAGACAGGCAUACAUGCUGAAGUCAUUUGAAAUGAAUGGCCUGCCCAAGGCGGUCCCUUUAAGUUUGCCUUAUCAAGACUUUAGAAAAGAUAUGUGCAACUACUGGGAAAAGCCUAAGUUAUCCCAGCGGAUAAAGAAAGUUGAUUUCUCAAAUAUUGUCUUUACUGCUCCUUGCAAACCUCUGGAACCUUAUCUGGAAAUGAAUGGAAAAGAGGAGGAGGAGGAGGAAGAAGAGGAGGAAGACUACGAGGAGGAGGAAGAUGAGCAAGAUGAGGAGGAGGAGGAAGAGGAGGGCAAUGAGAUUGACAUGCACAGUGAUUCCAGCAGCGACCUGAGUCAGAAGAGCACGGAGCGCAGCCAGGAGUGUGCACCAUCCACGCUUCUGGCUGAUGACCAGAAGGGGUCCAAGGGUCGAGUAUCCACUGCAGAUGGGGACCUGGAGCUGGAGGAAGGCUCAAAAACAUUAGUGCUGUUUUCACCAGGUGAUCUGAAAAAGUCUCCAGUGGCUGCAGACUUACCUCCAGAAGUUGAUCUGGGCACUCUUGCUGCACUGACACCUCAGAGUGAGCGGCCACAGCCCAUGGGGAGCCAGCUGGAUGUGUCUGAGCCAGGGACCCUGUCCUCAGUCCUUAAAUCUGAACCAAAGCCUCCAGUGGCAGUGGCUACAGCUUCCUCCCCAUUUACCAAAGUGGAGCGCACAUUUGUUCACAUUGCUGAGAAGACCCACCUCAAUGUGAUGUCUUCCAGUGGGCAGCUGGUGCGGCACGAGGAGUACUGUCCCCUGGGGCAGUUCGAGGAGGUCAUCGUCGAGGAGGAGCUGGACCACCACAAUCUGGUGCUGGUGGAGAAUGGAAGCAUUCAUUCUGGGCUGGAAGGGGCAGAGACAGAGAGCUGUGCGCUUUCGGCCAACCCUGUCGAGGCCACCUCAGAGACUGUGGGGGAGCAGCUGGCCCUUCCCAAUGGCAUGCCGAAGCUUCCCGAGGAUGAGCCAGAGCUCUCCAGCAAAGCAGUGCUCUUACUGGAUUUGGAAGAGCCUGACAAGGUGGCUACAAGGGAGCCUGGCCUCGAGAAGGCAGCAUCAGAGACAGAACACCUGAAGCGAGCAGAGACCCUCCUCGAGAUGCCGCAGCAGGAUCCCAGGAGGCCACUGGGCUCCAAAUAUAGAAGUCGGAUACCCAUUUUGUUCUCUGAGGAGGACACUGGCUCAGACCUUUCAACUUCAAUCUCAGCCAAAGAAAGGCUUUAUAAGAGGGCAAAGCAACCCGACCUAGCUCGCCUGGUGAUGGAAAAGAGACAGAGCCGCCUCCUCCAGCUGGCCUCAGGUGCCUCCUCCUCAGCCUCAUCCAGUGAUGAGCGGCGGCGAGCCUCUGAAACCCUGUCAGCCACCGGUUCUGAGGAGGACACCCACGACUCUGAUGACUCCAUCCCACAGAAGGGAGAGAAGAAGGCUGUGCUGCUGGGGAGAGAAGAGAGAGCCAUAAGCACAAGGAGCAGAAUUCCUCGUCCCAUCGUGCCAGUGAAAACACCACUGGAGGUCUCAAGGUCGGAGAGCUCCAUGGCUGCUGCGGUGGCAGGGCUGUGCAGCUCCCCACAGGAUGCAGCUGCUGCCUGCAGGUAAGACAAAAAUGGUGAGAAAUGCAAAGAGCUGGGCUUGAGGAGUUGAGGAGACACAGCCAGGGCUUUGCUCGCCUACUAUGACUUUAUCCUUUGCUCAGCUUGAAUGCAUAGUCCAGCCUUGUUUCCUACAGUCAUUUCAGCCU
Molecule: messenger RNA, 3892 nt
Organism: Sturnus vulgaris (Common starling)
Lineage: Eukaryota; Metazoa; Chordata; Aves; Passeriformes; Sturnidae
Source: RefSeq, a predicted model, not a curated record